Molecule: messenger RNA, 1639 nt
Organism: Hyaloscypha bicolor E
Lineage: Eukaryota; Fungi; Ascomycota; Leotiomycetes; Helotiales; Hyaloscyphaceae
Exons: 4
Coding region: 176-1330 (384 amino acids)
Source: RefSeq, a predicted model, not a curated record
GAUCUCCUGGAUGGAGAAGACGAGGCUGGGAUUCUCAGUUUCUCGAGGUCCAGUCAGCAAAACUUUGUAAAUGAUCAAGGAGAUGAGGGGUUGAAGGGUAAGAACCGAGCCUCCGAUAGCUCUUCCUCUGCACUAAUUAACAGAAACGCACCUUCUGGCUCUUCACCGCAAAACCAUGGACGUGGCUCUGGGGAAUCCGAUAGACGUGGGGAGGGCAGCAGUUUCAAGAGACCCAGACGAGAAUCUGACGGGAAUUCAGGGGGUACUCCAGAUGGGAGUCCCGACGGAAAUCCAAUUGAGAAUCCGGGUGGAGAUCCGGCUCGAUCCGAGAAAAUACGGUCCUUGGACAGGCAGCAAAUAUGAAAAAUGCCCUGGUUCCCGCAUCACGGAGUUGCGUCGCAUCAAAUACCACUUCAAAGCAGCACACAAAACAGCAUCACUGCAAUGCAAGCGUUGUUUGUGCUUAUUUCAGAACAACACGAUUCUCGAUGAGCACUAUCAAGCACUCGUUGCAUGCAAUCCCCCAAAAGGGGCUUUGAGUCUCAAGGAAGGCAUUGAUGAUAGUCAAUGGGAAGAAAUAGGGGUUGUGCUCUCUAAGAAGCGCCAGAAGCGCAUCGACGACAUUGCCAGAUGGUAUGCGAUUUGGCAAAUUUUAUUCCCGGGGAUUAAAGAGCCUUCAAACCCAUGGAAUGAGCCGCCAGGAUAUGUAGCUCGUCCCGCGUAUAGUGUUGACGCCUUGCUGUCGAAAUUCGAGAGACGGAUUGAAGAGGACAUCAGAAAUGGGACCUUACAACGAGAGGAACGAAUUCAUGAACGUUACUUGCAUCAUCUUCGACAGACCUUAGAAGAAGAUAAAGCUGCUUGCGGAUUAAUUCAGACUCAACGCUGCGGCAAGGAUCGAGAAGGGGAAGUUGAUUGUGCGAACUUUGUUCAACCCUACUCCUCAGGCAUUGACCAUAUGCCCUCAAUCGGUGGGGAUGACCCACAUCUAGCUUUCCCAAACCCAAGCGCCGAGGUUUUUGGUUUGCCGAACGACCCAUUAGCUGAAGAUUUGCAAGAGGAAUUCCAGCCGACGGAUUCAUGGCACUUGUCAAGACUACCACCUGAUUCCAAUAUGAAUAUCUUGACCAUGGGCUUUACAGAUCCUACACAUGCACCGCUCAAUCCGCCCGUAUCGGAUUCAGCUUUUGGUCACCAGAAUAGGCGAUCAAUAUACCUUAAUAUUGAUCCCAACGAAAGUGCUCUAAAUCAAUUCUGCGGAUAUGACAUCGAUUCCGAGGCUGCAAAUUUCUUGAGACUCUCGGCCUCACCUCAACCCGAAGGCGACUGAAAUACGGCCCGUGAAUGUGAUCCUAUACCUGAUCUAGUCGACACUAAUUAUUUUUUGGGGGACGACUUCGUGACAGAACUUCUAUAACCCGAAGACGAGAUGCCGGAAGCGAUGGUAAUAUGAAAGAACAAGCAUUCUAGAAAUGGGUUUCCCAGGCGAACAUGAGUUGGACAUUGUAUAUAUUGUUUGAUUAUCCAUAGCUAUUAACCCCAAAAUUUCCACUUCCAACGCUCAUGGCAUAUCUCUCAGCCCGCUCUAAAAGUAAUCAUAGCAGUUAAGGACGUAUUUAGUCAGGCGGUUUCCGUGAAU